Messenger RNA from Rhodotorula toruloides NP11, 1566 nucleotides. RefSeq lists its product as uncharacterized. The record is from RefSeq and is a predicted model, not a curated record. Bases 1 to 1566 code for a protein of 521 amino acids. The transcript is spliced from 5 exons. NCBI's taxonomy places the organism in Eukaryota, Fungi, Basidiomycota, Microbotryomycetes, Sporidiobolales, Sporidiobolaceae.
AUGAUCCCGAGCCAUACGGGCGGGGCGUCGGCGGUGCCGUACAGGUCGAAGUCGGAUGGGUUGGGUCUGUGGAAGGAGCAGCUCGAGACGCAGUGGAAGGGGCGGAGAGACGCUCGCGUGAGGCUCUUGGGCGUCGUAUCGGCGGGACUUUUCGUUCUCUGGCUCUUCGCGUCCCGAAUAGUCAAUGUGCGGAAUCGCUUGCCUUCCUGCGACGCACUGCACCAGCCCGGCCGCCUCCUCGUCAACCUUACCUCUCCUCUCCACACCCACUGGCGCCCGUUCGCCGAGUCGCAGUGCCCACCACUACCGAAGUACCUGCCCGCACUGUGGCAGCUCACGCACGGCGUCGAACGCUCGUUCCCCAUGUACCAGUCGUCGACUUUCUCGAAAGAGUACCGCCAAGUCGCCGCCGAACCUCUCCCUCCUCACCUCCUUGCCUCUUCCCCCUCGACAAUAGAUCCCAUACCCUUCCUGCGCAAGCGGCGACGACACCCUCCGACUGUCCUCGUCAUCGGCGACUCGGUCGACCGUAACGGGCUCGUCCAUUUCUGCCAGCUCUUCCGCCGCGAUGUCACCAUCUCGCACUACAGCGACAUUACCAAGCUUCCACCCGGUCCGUAUCCUGCCGACUUGACGAAGGGACACGGCCCGAAGCACGAAGGUUGGGACCAGCGAGGUCUGAUGCACCGCUGCGAGAUCCCGUUCGUCGACGGGUCGGGCACCGCGAUGCGCGUCAUCAAUGGCUUCCACUACGGCAUGGACGCGCUUGACGAGUUCAACACGCCCGACCAUACGGAUUGGCAUGCGCCGGGGAGGAUCGAGAACCGGAUAGACGAGUUGAUCGUGCCGGCUAUCGAGCAGCUUGGAGGGACGGACAAGGUGGAUGUUGUGCAGCUGCACAGCGGAAUGUGGGACCUGGCCCUCUUCGGCAUGCAAGACGACAAGACGCGCUGGUCGCUCACGGUCCCUCUAACGCCCGAACAACUCGCCUGGUGGCAAGAACGCAUGUUGCACGCCAUCUACCACGUCCGGCAGCGCUUCCCGCGCGCCAGGCUCGUCUUCCGCAAGCUCCAUAGGACGGACGACGCGGUUGCGGGGACGCAGUACAUCACGAAUUGCGCGUCCACCAGCUUAGGCACCUGCAGGAGGAAGUCGCUCGCUCGGAAGGAUUGCCCAUCUUCGACUUUGGGCACGUCCUCGAGGGCUACCAGUUCUUCCAGGAGAAGGUGCACCCACUCCUCGUCCCUGGCGGCGUCACCUAUGCGCACAACCUGGUCCACCAGCUGCGUCUCGCGCUCGAGAGCCGGACGAGCUGGCGUCGAGGCUGGCUGUGGGACGCGUGAAUUGGGCGAACGAGGCGAAGAGGUGGGCAGGCGGGUUGUAUUCGAGCGAUGCAUUUCAUUAUCCUUGCACUCAAUUAAGCCUCGCGGUCCAAUCGAGCGAAUCAGAGAAUGGCUUGCUCUUGCUUUCCAGUCGAGGGACGAACGACUCAAGGUCGCCCGACCCGCUCUUUCCUCAUCGUCCCCUCGCUCGCUGCUGCUUUCUCGCUGGUCUGUGCCCUUCUGA